AUGGCCGGAUCUUCGCAUAAUGUUAAAAUGCCUAUCGUUUUACUGAUGAUAAUAAUCAUUGGGACAAUAGAAGGGCGAAAAGUUCAAAAUUGUGGUAACGUAGGAAACGGAGGAGAAGUGGGGGGGAGUUUUAAUGGUGAUAAAAAUGGUGGUCAAGGUGGAAGAAAUGGAAACGAUAUGGGCAUAGGAGGUGGAGGAGGAGCAAGUUUUGGUGGAGGUGGAGGUGGGGGAGGUAGCAUUAGUGGUGGAGGUGGAGGAGGUGCAGGAGGAGGUGUUAGAGUUGGUGGAGGUGCAAGUGGUGGAGGAGGUACUGGAAUUGGUGGAGGUGGAGGUGGUGGAGGUAGCAUAGGUGGUGGUGGAGGUGCUGGAAUUGGCGGAGGAGGAGGUGCUGGUCUAGGUGCAGGUGUAGGAGGUGGUGCUGGAAUUGGCGGAGGUGUUGGAAUUGGCGGAGGUGCUGGUGGAGGUGGUGGAGGUAGUGUAGGUGGUGGGGGUGGUGCUGGAAUUGGUGGAGGAGGAGGUGUUGGUGUUGGUGCAGGUGGUGGAGGAGGUGCUGGAGUUGGUGGAAACGCAGGUGUUGGAGGUGGUGGAGGAGCUAGUGUUGGUGCAGGUGGUGGAGGAGCUAGUGGUGGUGCAGGUGGGGGAGGAGCUAGUGGUGGUGCAGGUGGGGGAGGAGCUAGUGUUGGUGCAGGUGGUGGAGGAGGUGCUAGAGUUGGUGGAGGUGCAGGUAAUGGUGGAGGUGCUGGAAUUGGUGGAGGAGGAGGUGCUGGUGUUGGUGCAGGAGGAAGUACUGGUGCAGGAAUUGGUGGAGGAGGAAGUGUUGGUGUUGGAACAGGUGUAGGAGGAGGUGCAGGUGCUGGAAUUGGUGGAGGAGGAGGUACUGGUGUUGGAGCAGGUGGUGGAGGAGGUGCUAGAGUUGGUGGAGGUGCAGGUGGUGGUGGAGGAGGAAGUGCGAGUGUUGGUGCAGGUGCAGGAGGAGGUGCUAGUAUUGGUGCAGGUGGUGGAGGAGGUGCUAGUAUUGGUGCAGGUGGUGGAGGAGGUGCUGGAGUUGGUGGAGGUGUAGGUGGUGGUGGAGGUGCUGGAGUUGGUGGAGGAGGAGGUGCUGGUAUUGGUGCAGGAGGAGGUGCUGGUGUUAGUGCGGGUGGUGGAGGAGGUGCUGGAGUUGGUGGAACUGCAAGUGGUGGUGGAGGUGGUGGAGUUGGUGCAGGAGGAGGUACUGGAGUUGGUGGAGGCGGAGGUGGAGGUGCUGGAGUUGGUGGAGGAGGAGGUGCUGGUAUUGGUGCAGGAGGAGGUGCUGGUGUUAGUGUGGGUGGUGGAGGAGGUGCUGGAGUUGGUGGAACUGCAGGUGGUGGAGGAGGUGCUGGAGUUGGUGGAACUACAGGUGGUGGUGGAGGUGCUGGAGUUGGUGGAGGAGGAAGUAUUGGUGUUGGUGCAGGUGUAGGAGGAGGUGCUGGUGGUGGUGGAGGUGCUGGAGUUGGUGCAGGUGGUGGAGGAGGUGCUGGAGUUAGUGGAGGAGGAGGUGCUGGUGUUGGUGCAGGAGGAGGUGCUGGUGUUAGUGCGGGUGGUGCAGGAGGUGCUGGAGUUGGUGGAGGAGGAGGUGCUGGUAUUGGUGCAGGAGGAGGUGCUGGUGUUAGUGCGGGUGGUGGAGGAGGUGCUGGAAUUGGUGGAGGUGCAAGAGUUGGUGCAGGUGGUGGAGGAGGUGCAAGUGUAAGUGGUAGUGGAGGAGGGGGUGUUGGUAUUGGUGCAGGAGGAGGAGCUGGUGCAGGAAUUGGUGGAGGUGGUGGAGGUAGCAUAGGUGGUGGUGGUGGUGGUGUUGGUGCAGGUGGUGGAGGAGCUGCUAGAGUUGGUGGAGGAGGAAGUGUUGGUGUUGGUGCAGGUGUAGGAGGAGGUGCUAGAGUUGGUGGAGGUGCAGGUGGUGGUGGAGGUGCUGGAGUUGGUGGAGGAGGAGGUGCUAGUGCUGGUGCAGGUGCUGGUGUUGGUGGAGGUGCAGGAGGAGGUGUAGGUGGUGGAGGUAGCAUAAGUGGUGGUGGUGGGGGAGGUGCUGGUGUAGGUGGAGGUAUUGGUGUUGGUGGCGGUGGAGGUGCAGGUGCAGGAGGAGGUGUUGGUGGUAGUGGUGGUAGAGGAAGUGUUAGUGUAAUAGGAGGUACUAGAAUUAGUGGAAAUAAAGGUGCUAGUAUUGGUGCAAGUGCAAGAAGAGGUGUUGGUGUAAAUGGAGGAAACAAAAUAGGUAAAAGUGUCGGAGUAAAUGGAUCUGGUGGAGGUACUUAA
This is a messenger RNA of Cajanus cajan (pigeon pea), 2265 nucleotides long. RefSeq lists its product as uncharacterized. Lineage: Eukaryota; Viridiplantae; Streptophyta; Magnoliopsida; Fabales; Fabaceae. The record is from RefSeq and is a predicted model, not a curated record.